ACAACACUUCCAUCUUUGACAGUCAUUCUCAUCAAUUUCUGGUCAUCUUUCGAGAAAGGCAUUGCAGCCUUUAUUCUUGGUCACCCACCUGGACUAUGGAAUUUGGAUCUGUCACCCCAGGACUAAGUAGUGUUAAUGGAGCUGCUUGCGCAUGCUUCUGCACCGAGCUCACGCAAAGAUGACGAGCGCUUUAAGCGCCAGGCAACAGCAUAUUCGUCCUUCCAGCCCUCGAACGUAGUAUCUGUACAACAGAGCCAGUAUGGUUUUGCCUUGCCGCCGUCUUCGGUUCCAUCAGUAACUCACUUCGACUCACCUGUCUACAUGGAAAAUACUCAGGACGCCUGGACAGCCUUGGACUCUCAGCUCUUUGCACCAUCCGACCAGUCAGUCGCGCGGAGCGAGCUCGAGAGUGACGAAGAUGGCCAUAUAGAUGGCACUGCCCUAGCACUGCCAGUCGACUCUUCACACCCGCCCCGUGCUGCUCGUGAUGUUCUGCCGCCAGAUGAUUCCGCCGUGUUCAAGGUCCCCGUCGCAAGAGUCCCGACGUCGAGAUCACUUUUGUCACAACCAGGGUCUAGAAUUCGGGAGACAGGUCAAUAUGUGCCGACUCCUUCCAGACAUCUUCAGAUCAACGAGCACGCAACUCCAAGCUAUCUGGAUGGGCUUUCUACAGUUAGCCCUCUCGAGACGCCUUCGCGUCGAAUAGCAUUUCUAAGAACGGCGAAACUCCCUCCGCGACAAGAUGACUUCUCGUCUCCAAGUGACGACAUUCCGUCGCAGCUACCGAGUACUUACUCAAUCAGUGAUAUCAACUCUGACCUUGUGCACAGUGAUCAGCCAGAUGGUCCGCCAAGUUCUGCUUGGGGGAGCCUCCCACGAGGUAUUGCAGCCCAACAGUGGAAUGGAGUCAUCGAAGAGGAGUCGCCGCUUAAGGGUCUAAGAUCUGUAGGUAAGCGUCGCGCGCAGAGGUCUUCGCCUCUGAAGCAAACUCAGUCUCUCGAGUCUCCGAGAGCAAACAUGUCUGCUCAUGUUCGACCACUCCAUUCCUCAGCCCCUACUGGACACGAGGAUAUCUCGUCAGCUUCCCUGGAUCGUGCAGUGGUGCCACGCCAGCGCCAACAGACUGAACCUCCGCGAGCGACAUUCUCGUCAUCAUUCGAGCUACGCUUUUCCUCAGCUCCGCAAGCUGUCGGGACGCAACCCGGUGCCCAAGACGACGAGAUCCCGUCAUCUUUGGACAAACAAGAUGGCUUGUCACAACAUCCUCUGCGAUCAUCGUUUGACUUACGCUUUUCCUCGGCGCCCCAAGCUCAGGGAACGCAGCCGAGCGAUGUUGAAGAUUCUGCUGUUCCGGCAAUGCUCAGGCGACAGUCUUUGAGCGAGCUCAUGCCAACUUCCUUCGAUUCUCAGUUCUCGUCGAGUCCUGAAGCUCAAGGAACGCAAAAUAACUCUGGUAACGAGACUGCUGUUCCACAAGCUUUGAGGCAACACACCCUGGAUCAGCUCCCACCGACCUCAUUCGAGUCGCGAUUCUCAUCGAGCCCAGAUGCUCUUGGUACACCUUUUGUCGAGAAGGACAGGCGUAGAGAAGACACUGCUGAAGCGUCGUCGUCACCGGGCACGAAGAUCAACUUGUUUCAGCCACGACUCAAUCUUCUUGCAGCAAAGCCAAGACUGUCUAUGUCUCUGGCCAUGCAAAAAGAUAUCCCUAAACUCCAGCAUUACACCAAAAGUGCUGUUGGUCCUACGAGGUCGAGUCCUUGGCAGCCGAUAUCCUCUGCCUCUGAGACAGGCUCUGCUUUUCAAGAUAGAGCUCAGUCAGCGAGCGCCGUCGACGUCUCAACACUCCUACACAACGGACGCGUCGAAAAACGCUCUGGCCUCUCCGCCGGAAUCCUGGAGACAGCGCUUGCAGCUAAGCGACGCAAGUUCGCUUCCCUAUCAACCCCAAAGACCAAACCAAAUACCCAAGAACGCGAACUGUUCAAGACACUGUCCCUACAGAUCCGCCCUCCGCCACCACCUACUGGCUCCAAACACUUCAUUACACACAUCACACCACAACUUGAAGCACAAUUCUGGGAUACCGCCGAGCUGCAAGGAAAGUAUAAACCAUUCCUUACUCGGCCUCUCCGGACUAGUGAAAGGGGAUACUGGCAAUUUGACACCAGAGCUUGGAAUGCACAGAUACAAAUCAAAUUCUGGAAAUUCUUGCAAUCCAAUAUUGGAAGUGGGAUUAGUGGGUGGGGAGUCUGGUGCUUGCGAGAACAUGAAGGAAAAGUGAGUGUGGAAGAGGGGACAGAGCUGGGAAUGGUCAAGGUGUUUUGUUGGGGAGAAGUCGUUGGACAUAUCUGGCUUCUCUGUUAUGUCGCUAGUCAGGCGAAACUUAAGCAUGUGGAAAGUAAGUGGUUUGAUGCUGAUGAAGAUGUUGUGGUUAUGGUUUAGAAUUCUUGGGUAGCAGUUUGGGAUGUGAAUGAAGGUCUUGGAAGGCCCACAUCUUUUGAUCUUGAAGUUGUCUCCCAGAAACACUUGGUAGUCUAAGGAUCGACUUUUCCUCAUGCUUGCUCCAUCCUCCCAAACUGUGCGAUGAUUUGAAAUUCUCUCUCGGCUUAGUAUAUCAUUUCAGUAGCGACAGAUGAUAAUUCACUGUGUUUCCU
Aureobasidium subglaciale EXF-2481 is the source of this 2657-nucleotide messenger RNA. RefSeq lists its product as uncharacterized. The transcript has a single exon. Lineage: Eukaryota; Fungi; Ascomycota; Dothideomycetes; Dothideales; Saccotheciaceae. The record is from RefSeq and is a predicted model, not a curated record. The coding region runs from base 136 to 2445 and encodes 769 amino acids.